CGAGGAGCGUGUCUGCGUCCAUGUAAAGAUCACAUGUUGAGUUGCCAAGGAGAUGGCUUAAGCUGAGCGCCCAUGCUGCCUCCCUAAGAUUCUGCAAUUUAUAAAGGCUAGAGACUCCGUAUGACCAACGGGGACGAAGACCACUAGGCCUACACUACAAAAAAACAAUACAAAGAGUAACUUUUUCCUCACCAUUACGCACAGUAUCUCACCAGUCUUCUUCUGCAUCUUGACUUCGUUUCCUGGAAAUCAUUUAAGGGCCAACCACCCAUCUCAACUUUUACGAUGGCAACAAGAUGGUGAACAUGCAAUGGAUGCCUCUUUGACAAGAGUACUCGAUAGCCUAUUCCUGUGAUCUCUUUAUGCCAAAGCAAGACACACACACACACACAUCCAAAUAUGAUCACAUCACACAUGAAUGGCUCCAUUAUGGGCGACUCCCAAACCGGAUCUGCGGGCACAGCUCACAACGAACCUGGGACCAAUCACGGGGCGUUGGAGUGGGACGACAUCACAGAUGACACCACCACGCCCACCCACACCGAGCCCUCGCGCUGCUCGGCACAGAUGAAGCGCAUCCAGCACUACCAGGAGGAGCUGAGGAAGAAGCGAGAAGAGGAAGGACGCCAGCGGCAGGCCCAGACAACGACGACGACAACCAGCAUCAACUCCUCGCUGCGGCUCAAAAAGCUCUCCCAGGACCCUUGUCCCAAGGUGGGCAUCGACAACCCCACGUUUGAGCCAACUGAGUCGGACAGGAAGGAGUCAGUGCCAGCCUUUGACGGUGGAGAUGCUGGACUCGAAGACUACCCUCGUGAUAAUAGUCAUCUGUCAGAGUUGGAUGACCUGCUGGUGUCCCUGGAGCAAGUGCACCACUGCCUGGGCGCGGACCAGCAGAGCCAGGAGGACCUGCAGCUAGUGGUGGAGCUGCUGCGGACCUCCGACUUCCAGACGGCCUUCCAGCUGCACUGCGCCAUCGCCUUGGGCAUGCAGCGCGUCAGCCCCCCCUUCCCCCUCACUGCCCAGGCACAGAGGCUCUGCCAGGAGGUGGAGAGUGCCAUCCAGUCCAGCCGGCACAAGGAGGGCCUGGAACUCAAAGCACUGCUCACCUCUCCCCACGUCCAGGCUCUGAUGGAGGCCCAUGACGGUGUGGCAGAGCAGGAAGUGGACCCUGAGCCCAGUGAAAUGGCCCUCUCUCAGUAUGGAGACACAGUCAAACUCGUACGGCUGCAGAAGACUCGGGACAUACCCCUGGGAGCAACAGUGCGUAAUGAGCAGCAGCGUGUGGUGGUAAGCCGUGUGGUGAAGGGGGGAGCAGCGGAGCGCAGCGGGCUGUUGAGGGAAGAGGACGAGAUCCUAGAGAUCAACGGCAUCCCCGUCAGGGGCAAGAACAUCAGCGAAGUACAGGAGAUGAUGUUGGCUAUGAAUGGCACACUUACCUUACUGCUCAUCCCCAACUCCUGCGAGAACCCUACAAACCGGCAAAGUGUGAUGCACGUGAAGGCCUACUUUGAUUACGACCCCUCGGAGGACCCCUACUUGCCGUGCCGAGAACUGGGCCUGUCCUUCCAGCGGGGGGACAUCCUGCACAUCAUCAGCCAGGAUGACCCCAACUGGUGGCAGGCCUACAGGGACGGUGAAGUGGACAACCAGCCCCUCGCAGGCCUCGUCCCUGGAAAGACCUUCCAGCAACAGAGGGAAACUCUGAAGAAGAUAAUUACAGAUAAGAACCCAGAAAAUGCAGGAAAGAUCUGGUGUGCCAAGAACAAGGGCAAGAAAACUAGAAAGAGGAGUGUGCGCAAACUUGACAGAAGCACAGAGCACCACAAUGAAGAGAUUUUAACCUACGAGGAGAUGGCUCUGUUCCACCAACCGGCCAAUCGCAAGCGACCCAUUGCUCUGAUAGGCCCACCCAACAAGCGACAGGACGAACUGAAGAGGAGGCUAUUGGCAGCUGAGCCGAAUCGGUUUGCCAGUGCUGUGCCACACACCACCAGACAGCCCCGCCCUCAUGAAGUAAAUGGGCGCGAGUACCACUUUGUGACGCGGCUGAACUUCGAGACGGAUAUGUCUACCGGAAAGUUCUUGGAGUCGGGCGAGUUCGAGAAGAACCUCUAUGGAACCACUACCGACUCUGUCCGACAGGUUAUCAACUCGGGACGCAUCUGCCUGCUCUGUCUGCAGACCAGGUCCCUGCGAGUGCUGCGCUCCUCCAACCUGAAGCCCUACAUAAUCUUCAUGGCACCUCCCUCCCUGGAGAGAUUGCGCACCCUGCUGUCCAAAGAUGGAAGCACACCCAAGGUGGAGGAACUGAAGGAUGUGGUGGACAAGGCCCAGGAGAUGGAGCAGAACUUUGGCCACCUAUUUGAUGCUGUCGUCAUUAACGAUGACCAGGAUAGAGCCUAUCAGGAUCUGAAGCGCCUCAUAGACAAACUGGACGUGGAGCCCCAGUGGGUGCCCUCCUCGUGGCUCUGCUGAGGAGCCUACAACGCCUUCAGCACUGGCAGUGCUGCCCCAGUUCAGUCAACUGACCUGGGAACAGACAACUAGUGGCUCUGGUAGCUGUAAAAAACCUGAACUGUUAAACCAUUUAGACCUGGAGAGAUUAGCGAAUAAUAUGAUUCCAGGUCAGUUGUGGGGCUGCAGUGGGGACAGGAAGUGGAGUGAGGACUAAUUUCCCAUCAGCUUCUGUCAUAAGGGGAGGGACUUUCUGCCCAGGGUAAGGAAGAAUGGUCCAUUGGUAGAUUGCAAGCAAAUGGUUGCCAUAGAGAUUCCCAUUUAGUACGAAGGUCAAAACAGUAGACUGUUAAGUCUGCCUUUUAACAGAAAGGGAUCUUAGGAGGGUAUUUACAGUUUUUUUCAACUGUUUACACACUAAAUCUUUG
Messenger RNA from Alosa sapidissima (American shad), 2885 nucleotides. RefSeq names its product protein associated with LIN7 1, MAGUK family member b (gene pals1b). Gene Ontology annotation, cellular component: plasma membrane; adherens junction. NCBI's taxonomy places the organism in Eukaryota, Metazoa, Chordata, Actinopteri, Clupeiformes, Clupeidae. Gene Ontology annotation, molecular function: protein binding. The coding region runs from base 400 to 2478 and encodes 692 amino acids. The transcript is spliced from 15 exons. Gene Ontology annotation, biological process: generation of neurons; protein localization to plasma membrane; morphogenesis of an epithelial sheet. The record is from RefSeq and is a predicted model, not a curated record.